UAAUAAAUGAAGAGUUUGACUGAGUCAAUGAAGAUCGAUGAUACUUGCAUCAAAGAAGUUCAACAACCAUAAUUUGGAAGAUCUCAGGUUAUUUACAAAGUCCAGAGAGUGUAUACCAUUAAGCGAACCAUUGUUUGACAUUUUGAUACUUUGAGUUAGAAUUUUAUGAUAUGAGAGGAAUAGAACAAAUUCUGAUUAUAGCCCAUCUGUGGAUAAUUAAUGUGCCCAAAAGAUAUCCCUCUCUUGCUAAUUGGCUGGUUCUCAAUCUAAGCUAGGCUAAAUUCAAACAUUUUGCGGUUACAAUUACUAUGGCUGAACUUACAUAAAACUUUCUCUGCUCUGACUGAUCAUCUAGGAAAGAGAACAUGAUCUUACUUGAAAGUGAUCAAGUCGAGAAGAUGGCUAGAAACGCCUAUUAUUUCCAUUGUUUUAAAGAGGAAUUGGGCUACCUGAAGCUUUCUGAUUGGCAUAUUAUAAAGAAGGCUUCACAUAUGAAUUUCUAUUUCCAGCAGAAAAUAUAUCAAAACUUUGUGAAGAAACAGAACUUCCUGGGAUCAUCUACUUCUAAGUGCUUUAACUUGUUUCAAAUGAAAACUGAGGGUGAAAAUAAUGUCGAUUUUCUGAACUUUUCAUUUCCCAAGAAGAUGACUAGUUUAUACAUUGACUCCAACUGGCUUCCUUUGUGGAGCAUUUCUAAUGUCUUAGAGUCAAUCACAAGAAUUAGCACAAAAGUGCUAAAUAGGAUGUGGAUCUAUAACUUUAGAAUUGAUGCUAAACAGUUUAAGAGAGUCAUGGUUGCGUAUAAACAUGUUAAAAGAAUACAUAUCCACUGUUGUAAACUCUCAAUUCCUAAAGCUAUUGACUUUUCCCAGUCUUUAAGAAAUACAAAGAUCAAGGAGCUUGAUUUCUAUAGAUCAGGAAGUCCCAACUACUCUGACUGGAGAAGCAAUCCCCAAGAGUUAGCAUACCUAAUCUAAGGGUUAACUUCUUCUCCAGAUUUGAAGCAAAGUCUCAAGAAUAUACUUGUUGCUGACUGUGGGAUCCGAAAGAGUAAAAUCGCAGAUAUUCUGAGGAAAUAUGGAACUAAUGAUAUUAAAAUUUUGGCUUAAAAUUUACUAAUUUU
Molecule: messenger RNA, 1123 nt
Organism: Moneuplotes crassus
Lineage: Eukaryota; Ciliophora; Spirotrichea; Euplotida; Euplotidae
Source: the annotation of a GenBank genome assembly